GCAUUCCCAAGAGAGCACAAUAUUAGAUUGUUUUGCCGGCUAAUCAUUUAAACAUGCCGAAUUCAAACAGCUCCACAUCUUCCACAAAGAGCAUCCGAAGAGCCCCGUCUGAACUCGAGCGCUCCGAUUCUAUCACGUCUCAAAGGUUUGUGGGAAGGCGACAGAGUUUGAUCGAGGACGCGCGCAAGGAGCGCGAGGCGGCGGCCGCGGCGGCGGAGGCUGCGGGUCUGAGCGAGCAGAUCGUGUUCGAGGAGAGCGAUGGAAAAGCGUUCCUCAGUCUGUUCUUCUCUCUGAGGAGUUCAAAGAGCCCGGCGCUGUCCCGCACUCUCAAGGUUUUUGAGACAUUUGAAGCCAAGAUCCAUCAUCUUGAGACCAGGCCCAGUCGAAAGCCCAAGGAUGGUUUGGAAGAUCUGGAAUAUUAUGUUCAGUGUGAGAUGCAUCUGUCGGAUGUGAGCACGCUGGUCAGCUCCCUAAAGAGAAGUGCAGAGGAUGUCAAAACCACAAAAGAGGUUAAAUUUAAUUGGUUUCCCAGAAAAAUUGCUGAACUGGAUAAGUGCCAUCAUCUUGUCAGCAAAUUUGACCCAGAUCUGGAUCCGGAUCAUCCAGGCUUUACUGACCCUGUUUACCGAAAGCGACGGAAGAUGAUUGGAGACAUUGCCUUUAAAUACAAACACGGUGAGCCGAUUCCUCGAGUGGAGUACAUGGAAGAGGAAAUCGGAACAUGGCGUGAGGUUUACUCAACCCUGAGAGAUCUGUACAAAACUCAUGCCUGUAGUGAACAUUUAGAGGCCUUCCAGUUACUGGAGAAGCACUGUGGCUACAGCCCCGAUAACAUCCCUCAACUAGAGGACGUGUCCCGCUUCCUAAAAGAGCGCACAGGAUUUCAGCUGAGGCCGGUGGCAGGACUCCUCUCGGCACGAGACUUUUUGGCCAGUCUGGCUUUCCGUGUGUUCCAGUGCACACAGUACAUACGUCAUGCAUCCUCUCCAAUGCACUCCCCUGAACCGGACUGUGUCCAUGAACUUCUUGGUCAUGUACCUAUUCUGGCAGAUAGAACAUUUGCACAGUUUUCCCAGAGUAUUGGUCUGGCCUCUCUUGGAGCCUGUGACGAAGAUAUUGAGAAAUUGUCGACGCUUUAUUGGUUCACAGUGGAGUUUGGAUUGUGUAAGCAGGCAGGGACAAUCAAAGCGUAUGGAGCAGGACUACUGUCUUCUUAUGGCGAGCUGGUGCAUUCACUCUCAGAUGAGCCAGAGAGACGGGAGUUUGACCCGGACAUUGUAGCUGUUCAGCCAUACCAAGAUCAGACUUACCAACCAGUCUAUUUUGUGUCCGAAAGCUUCUCUGAUGCCACAGAGAAACUGAGAGCAUAUGUGACACACAUCAAGAGACCAUUUUCUGUGCGGUUUGACCCGUACACAGACAGCAUAGAAGUGCUGGACAACCCGUUGAAGGUCAAGUUAGGACUGGAGUCCAUUAAAGAUGAACUGAAGAUACUCACAGACGCCCUGAAUGUGCUGGCUUGAUUUUGCCGUGAUGAUCCAGUCAGCUGUCUCAUUCCCUCCAUGCUUCACGUGUGACAGUUUCAUCAUUGUGCUGUGUGUCUACAUCCACAUCUGCUGCUACAGACGCUGUUGCUUUUAAAAAGUGCCAUCUCAAAACCUCGCAUCGGAACUUGAUUCCAAAAACCAUAAUGGAUAACUCGAAAACGAAAUUGUGUCAAUAUGACUUAUUUUUAUUUUUGAAUGGAACGGUAACACUUUACAAUAUGGGUCCGUUUGUUAACAUUAGUACAGCAUUAGUUAACAUAGAAAUAACAGUGAACAAUACUUUUACAGCAUUUCUGAAUCUUGUUUAAUGUUCAUUUCAAGAUAUAAUAACAUCAACGAAGAUUAAUAAAUGCUGUAUAUAUACUUAAAAAUAUAUACUUUCCAUUGUUUGUUCAUGAUACCUAAUACAUUAACUAAUGUUAAAGAAUCGAACCUUAUUGUAAAGUGUAACCAAUAGAGCAUAUGAAGUGUAAAUCUGUUAUAAACGUUAUUAAAGAUAAUGAUGCCAAAAGCUAUAAGUAUUUAUGAAGUAUCUCCAGACAAGGUAG
Molecule: messenger RNA, 2095 nt
Organism: Xyrauchen texanus (razorback sucker)
Lineage: Eukaryota; Metazoa; Chordata; Actinopteri; Cypriniformes; Catostomidae
Product: tyrosine 3-monooxygenase-like
Exons: 13
Coding region: 54-1523 (489 amino acids)
Biological process (GO): dopamine biosynthetic process from tyrosine
Cellular component (GO): axon; perikaryon; cytoplasm
Molecular function (GO): tyrosine 3-monooxygenase activity; iron ion binding
Source: RefSeq, a predicted model, not a curated record